Helicoverpa zea (corn earworm) is the source of this 2719-nucleotide messenger RNA. Its product is annotated as probable peroxisomal acyl-coenzyme A oxidase 1. The transcript has 14 exons. The record is from RefSeq and is a predicted model, not a curated record. Bases 228 to 2240 code for a protein of 670 amino acids. NCBI's taxonomy places the organism in Eukaryota, Metazoa, Arthropoda, Insecta, Lepidoptera, Noctuidae. Gene Ontology annotation, cellular component: peroxisome. Gene Ontology annotation, biological process: lipid homeostasis; fatty acid beta-oxidation using acyl-CoA oxidase. Gene Ontology annotation, molecular function: fatty acid binding; FAD binding; acyl-CoA oxidase activity.
CUAUAUCAACAUUGUGUUUAAAUAAAAACGUAGUCGGCACAUGUCGUCAGUACAUAUUUAUAACUAAUGUGAUAAGUGUAUCUGAGCAAAAUAUUUAUGUAUUGACGUAGAUAGCUUAAGCUGGGAUUAAUAAAAACUAUUAACUAAUAAAUCGAUUUAAAAUCAGACUGUCACAGAAAAAUACAGACCUCCGCUUAACAUUAUUUGUACAAAGGUGGUGUUCAAACAUGGCAGAACAGAAAAUAUGCGAAGAUCUGGUGAAAGAAAGAAAGAAAUGCUCUUUCGAUGUUCAGGAAUUGGUACAUCUUAUUGAUGGAGGCGAAAAGGGAACCAAAGAGAGGAGGGAAGUCGAGAAUUUGGUACUAAGUGCAGAAGGGUUCAACAACAAAGAUGAGGUACCAGAAGAGUAUUUAAGUCAUAAAGAAAGAUACGAAAACGCCAUCAGAAAGGCUUGCAUUUUGUACGAAAUUUUAAAGAAGUAUGCGGAAAAACAUGACACUAUGGACGCUUUCAAGCCUUCAAACAAGUACCGUGUGACAUUCGGCGUAGUGAAAGACAUAUCCCCAUUCAUGUUGCACAUGGGUAUGUUUGUGCCGACCAUACUGAAUCAGUCGGACCCUGAUCAGAUGUCCGAGUGGCUGCCCAAAGCCAUGUCCAUGGGGAUCAUUGGCACUUAUGCACAGACUGAGCUCGGUCACGGCACAUUCCUCAGAGGUUUAGAAACAACAGCUACUUACGACCCCAGCACAGAAGAGUUUGUUAUACACAGUCCUUCCCUCACGGCGUAUAAAUGGUGGCCUGGUGGAUUGGCCCACACAGCAAACCACUGCAUAGUAGUAGCUCAACUGUACACAAAGGGGGAAUGUUAUGGAGUCCACCCAUUCUUCGUGCAGAUCCGUGAUACAGAGACCCAUAUGCCUCUCCCGGGAGUCAAAGUGGGAGAGAUCGGGCCUAAGAUGGGAUUUCAGACAGCGAAUAAUGGGUUUUUGGGCUUUGAACACUUUAGGAUACCGAGGAGGAAUAUGUUGAUGAAGAAUGCUCAGGUGUUGAAGGAUGGAACUUACAUAAAAUCCAAAAACGAGAAGCUAACAUACGGCACCAUGGUGUUCGUCAGAGUGCUCAUAGUGACAGACGUGGCGUAUGAACUGGCGAGAGCCGGUACCAUCGCCGUCAGGUACUCUGCCGUCAGGCAUCAGUCGCAGCCUAAACCUGGUGAGCCAGAGCCUCAGAUCUUAGACUACGUGACGCAACAGCACAAGCUGUUCAUAGGUGUCGCCACUAGUCAUAUCUUCAGGGUCACGGGCUACUGGCUGUGGGACAGCUACUCCAAGGUUAUCAAAGAUGUUGGCAAGGGCAAUAUGGAUCAGUUGCCUGAGCUACACGCCAUAGCGUGCUGUUUGAAGGCAGUGUGCAGUCGGGACGCUGCAGCCAGGAUCGAGGAGUUCAGGCUCGCGUGUGGAGGCCACGGAUACAUGGCGUCCUCUAACCUGCCCAUUAUUAAUGGCAUAGUGACUGCCACCAUUACCUAUGAGGGAGAAUAUACUGUGCUGAUGUUGCAGACUGCCAGAUUCCUAGUAAAAGCAUGGAAACAAGCGACAAUGGGCAACGCGAUGACGCCGACCGUGUCAUACUUGGUGAAGUUCAGCCAAAACGAUAGAGUGGCCUGGGAGAACACGCCUUCAGGCAUCAUCAGCGGCUUUGAAGCUAUCGCUGCUGGAAAAACGAAAGCUGCGUAUGAAAGUCUACAUAACUACGAGAAGACUGGUAUGGAUUACGAGGACGCCUGGAACAACGCCUCGGUACAGCUCGUCAAUGCUAGCGAAGCUCACUGCCGCGCCAUCAUAACAUCGGUCUCCUGGCAGGAGAUGGUCCGUCACGCGACCAACUCGUCACCCAGCCUGGCACCAGUGCUGCUGCAGAUGGCUGAACUGUAUCUCAUAUACUGGGCGCUGGAGAAACGAGGGGAUCUGCUCAUGUAUUCAACGAUAACAAGAGAUGAUAUAGCUAAACUGCAGGUCAGAUAUGAAGAACUGUUGGCGUUGCUGCGACCAAACGCCGUCGGCAUUGUAGACGCGUUCGAUAUUCGGGAUGAGAUUCUAAACUCCACCCUGGGAGCAUACGACGGUCGCGUGUACGAGCGUCUGAUGGAGGAAGCGCUGAAGAGUCCGCUCAACGCGGAGCCCGUCAACCAGAGCUUCCACAAGUAUCUGAAGCCUCUGAUGAUGAAAGCCAAACUGUGAUAUGUAAAUUGCAAUAGGUUUAGGAAAAUAACUUAAAGUACAAUAGUUUAAAUAAAUGGUUUCGGAUUAUGAUAAGGGUGGCUACGCAUAAUGAGAUUUAAUGUAAAGCCCAGGAAGAGAUUGUAAAGGUGGGAUUCCGCCGGUGUGAGGAAUAAAUGUUUCUUCUGGUCACCUCGCUCUAGUAAACAGAAGCAAAUUAAAUAUGUGAGAACAUUUAUAAAAUGUCUGCCAAGUGGCAAUCUUUUUGCGUGAACAAAUGCUGGUGAACUUACGCUGACAUAUUUUUUAGCGAACAAACGUUGCCGAACAAUUUUGAUGGGAUCUCGUCAUAACUAAUGUUGAUGGAAUUCAUUGGAUGGUUCUGGGCCAUAAUACGUAAAUGAGAACAAUUAAAUCUAUUUAAUCAUGUAUGAAUGUUGUGACCGCUUUUUGUACAUUUAUUUAUACCUUUUUAUAAAUUAAAAUGAUAAUGAAAUCGA